Sander lucioperca (pikeperch) is the source of this 1434-nucleotide messenger RNA. RefSeq names its product TLC domain containing 1 (gene tlcd1). The transcript has 4 exons. The record is from RefSeq and is a predicted model, not a curated record. Gene Ontology annotation, biological process: plasma membrane organization; membrane assembly; regulation of membrane lipid distribution. Gene Ontology annotation, cellular component: plasma membrane. The coding region runs from base 520 to 1296 and encodes 258 amino acids. Lineage: Eukaryota; Metazoa; Chordata; Actinopteri; Perciformes; Percidae.
CUUACCCAAAAUCAGUGUCGGCAGCCCUGCUCUGUGAUAUUGUUACUUGGGUAACGUGAUCGCAGUCUCGCCCCUCCUUGUUUUAUGGUUAAAGGGCGCAGCAGUAUCCACCCACCCCGCUCCCUUUCUCUGCAUUCUGCACGGAAAUGCGCUCGGAGAGCGGCAACACAUAGCAUUACAAGGAAGGAUCUGCGUGAAGACCAGACAAACACCGUCUCAUUGGAAUGAGCUGUUACGGGAAUCUCUUCCACAGGCUCUGGCCGCUGAACACGUGAGAAGAAAAGGGCUGCAGCAUAACUCGGACAUCAUCUCUGCGGUAAGAAGACUUGAAAAAAGUUUAAAAGCAAAGGAUCCUGGAACACACUCCCAUCUCAUACCGUGCAUAUUUGUCCAUCACCGAGCUGAGAGGCCGUUGACAGGAGCGUGAAAAAGGCAACAGGGGAAAGGACGAAGGGAGGUAGCUAUAGAGGCGAGCGAGCGCUCAAAGACAGAGGGAGAGCAGGGGCCGAGGAGGAGAGGAUGGAGGCUCUGGUCCCUGUGCUGAAGAGUCACCCAGGCCCGUCAGUGCUGGUAUUCUCUCUGAUGUUCAGGGUGAUCCACCGGUUGCUGCAAAGGCUGCCUGUGCCCAAAGUGGUGAGGCAGAACGACCUCAGCACCUGGAAGUGGAAGAACCUCUCCGUCUCAGUGGUGCACUCUCUGCUGACUGGGACAUGGGCCCUGACCUGUGUGGUGCUUUGGCCCGAGAUGUUGAGCAACAUUCACUCUUACAACACCCCUCUGUCCUACCUGCUCGUCUGCAUCUCAACAGGAUACUUUGUGCAGGAUGCAGGUGAUAUUAUCCUGACAGGACAUGCAAAAGCAUCAUGGGAAUUCCUAGUCCAUCAUGUGGUGGUGAUCUCGUGUUUCCUGUACUCCCUCUACACUGAGCUGUAUGUAGCCGGCGCUGUACUCGCUCUCUUUGUGGAGGUCAACAGUGUUACCCUCCACCUGAGGCUGUUGAUGAAGCUGGCAGGCGCUCAGUUCUCCUCCAUGUACCGCAUCAACAAAUUCGUCAACAUCCUCACCUACAUCACGUUCCGCAUGGGCACCCAGGCCUACCUCACCUGGUACCUCAUCCACAACUACACCUGGCUGACCAACGGUUUAUUCUUCCUCGUCUCCAUGAUAGUGAUGGAUAUUAUGAUCCUGAUUUAUUUCUACCGCCUGCUCCGUGCAGACUUCUUGCCCCGGAGUAAGGAAUCUGUGGGACACAACGGGACGUAUAACAACAACUCCAAAAAGUUUCCCUGUGAUUGACUGGAGAAGGUUUACAGACCUAUAGGCUAUUGUGUUGUUAUUUAGACACAUUUUGUCUUUUUCAAACUGACACCAAUUUUCGUGAAAACAGGUUCCCUUGUUGUGUCUCAUUGCCAAAGAACCCCUCCCCCAAAAAAC